Molecule: messenger RNA, 1983 nt
Organism: Oryza brachyantha (malo sina)
Lineage: Eukaryota; Viridiplantae; Streptophyta; Magnoliopsida; Poales; Poaceae
Product: putative wall-associated receptor kinase-like 16
Exons: 4
Biological process (GO): protein phosphorylation; cell surface receptor signaling pathway
Cellular component (GO): plasma membrane
Molecular function (GO): ATP binding; protein serine/threonine kinase activity; polysaccharide binding
Source: RefSeq, a predicted model, not a curated record
AUGGGACUUGUGCCGAUGUGCCUAGCCGCCGCCGCCGCCGCCGUGUUCGCAGCAUCAGUAGCCCUAGCAUCUUCCUAUGCGGCGGCCGCCGUUGCGUCGUCCGGAUCAGAAGAGUAUGAUCCCAAUAAUGAAAAUCCGUGUAAACGGUGGUGUGGAAAUAUGCCUAUUCCUUUCCCGUUUGGUCUCUUAUUACAAUGCUCCGGAAGUGGGAAGUUUCUCCUAAACUGCACAUCCAAUCAAACACUACUUAUCGGAAUUCCUCCAGCACAAUACCGAGUGGUCAACAUCUCAUUAAACGAUGGUCUCCUGUUCGUGAAGAACAUCACAAUGCCAACCACAGCAACGGCCCUGCAUGACUUGGACUUGUCUGGAGGCCAGGGCAUUUGGAGAUGGGCUGUCACCAACAAAACAUGUGAAACUGCAGCCAAAACCGAGGCAUCCUACGCUUGCAUUGCCACCCACAGUGUGUGUGUUGAUGCAGCUCCUGGCUAUCGUUGCAAGUGCUCUCCCGGCUUCGAUGGAAAUGCUUACAUCAAUGGUGGCUGUCAAGAUAUUGAUGAGUGUUCCAUGCCGGACCUGUGUGAUGGACUGUGCUCCAACAUCGAAGGGAGCUACCGUUGCAUUCCUUGUCCUAAAGGCUCAACUUUUAAUCCCCUUGAAAGGAUAUGCGUAUCUAAUGGACACAGCCUUCUUCCUGGUCUUCCAAUUGGACUUGGCUGUGGUAUUGGAGUCCUUGUUCUUACGGUGGGUCUAGUUUUAUUUGUUCGAUGGUGGAGGAGACAUAUGCAAAGGAAACUUAGAAGGGAGUACUUCCGGAAAAACAAAGGCCUACUCCUUGAGCAAUUGUUGUCGUCGGAUGAAAGUAUUGCACACGAUCCAAAAAUAUUUUCGUUCGAAGAGCUAGAGAAGACAACCGACAACUUCCAUUCAACGCGUAUUCUUGGUUGUGGAGGCCAUGGCACUGUAUACAAGGGAAUUUUGUUGGACCAACGCGUGGUUGCGAUUAAGAAAUCCAAAAUUAUGGACCAUAAUGAAAUCAGUCAAUUUAUCAAUGAGGUCGCAAUCUUGUCUCAAAUUGUUCAUCGGAAUAUGGUAAAACUUUUUGGUUGUUGCCUUGAAUCGGAGGUACCAUUACUUGUGUAUGAGUUCAUCUCCAAUGGUACGUUAUAUGACCUUCUUCAUGGCGAGCAUAAUACAACAUUCUCAUUAAGGUGGGAGGAUUGUGUCAGGAUUGCACUUGAGGUUGCAGGUGCUCUUUCAUAUCUACACUCUGCUGCAUCAAUACCCAUAUUCCAUAGAGAUGUGAAGUCAGCCAAUAUACUCUUAAACGACAACUACACUUCAAAGGUUUCAGACUUUAGGGCAUCAAGAUAUAUCUCCAUUGAUAAAACUCGGGUGGUGACAAUCGUACAGGGGACAUUUGGAUAUUUAGAUCCAGAAUACUUCCACACAUCUCAACUAACUGAGAAGAGUGAUGUUUACAGCUUUGGCGUUAUACUUGUUGAGCUCCUAACGAGGAAGAAACCAAUCUUACUAAACUGUUAUAGGGAAAAACAAAGCUUGUCUCAUUACUUUCUUCAAACACUACAAAAUGGAAGAAUCAUGGAAAUAGUUCAUCCCCAAGUUGCUGAGGAAGCAAAUGCAAGUGAAAUCGAUGAAUUGGCAUCACUUGCAGAGAUGUGUUGACAGAUCAGAGGAGAAGAACGACCUAAGAUGAAAGAAGUGGAGUUAAGACUGCAGCUCCUAAGAGCUAUGGUAACAAAGAGAAGCCAUCAGGGGUUAUUAGGUAAAAAUGAGAUUGGGUCAUCAGUGCAGUCCAAUUCCAAUCAUGCAUCUGCGACAAGGAGUGUUCUGCUUCCUGCAGCUAUUAACCCAUCGAUUGAUCAUCAGGAUGCAACUCGUUGCUACACAAUGGAGCAAGAGCUCAUUUCUUGGACGGAUCUACCACGCUAAACUGUAGUACUGUACUACGCUAUGUUCCAU